Molecule: messenger RNA, 2145 nt
Organism: Ciona intestinalis (vase tunicate)
Lineage: Eukaryota; Metazoa; Chordata; Ascidiacea; Phlebobranchia; Cionidae
Source: RefSeq, a predicted model, not a curated record
AUUAAACACGCCUAAAACAGGUUACGAUAAAAAAGGAGUUUUUCAUUGUAUAAAAAUGAUAACUUUCUGCAAAUGUUUUAUUUUCAUUUGCGUUGUCUUUGGUCUUGGAGAUGUUACUACAGGCCGACUUCGACCCAGAAUGCAAAUGGCUAACGUAAGAGGAAAUUCAGUACCUGCCGAAAUCAAUGCUGGCAGUUUGGGCGAAUCGGAGGUUGGCGGAAAUGAGGUCGAACUAGAGUCUUGUCCAUACACCCCAAGUUUUAUGUGCGACGACCGUUUAGCAUGCAUUGAUGAAGUUUAUGAAUGCGACAAUUUCACCGACUGUAGCGAUGGCAGCGAUGAAAAGGAAACUUGUCAAUAUUUUGACUGCGGAGAUGGAAACUAUUUAAGUUACAGAUUUGUGUGCGAUGGACAGUUUGAUUGCCCCAACAGCUACGACGAAGACGAGUCGCAUGGACAUUGUAAAAUCGCUCGAUGUGCCGAUGAUGGAGUCAUGCAAGAGGCAAGAGGCCCCCGCGUAUGCGAUGGUGUACCAGAUUGCCAGGACCGAUACAACAGUGAUGAAUGUAAUUGCUCGUUUACAUUCGUAUGUGAUAAUAUGAGAUGUAUUCACAACAACCACCGCUGUGAUGGAGACGACAACUGUGGCGAUAAUUCUGAUGAGCAACACUGCCCAACUUUUAAUUGCGAUAACGGCAACACUAUUCUUGAGGGUCGUUUAUGUGACGGUGUGGACGGAUGCGGAGACUCGUCAGACGAAUGCAAUUGCUCUGACUCCUUUUUCUGCGCCAACAACAGGUGUACACUGAAUCAUUUUAAAUGUGACGGCAGCGACAACUGUGGAGACGCAAGCGACGAAUGCGAGUGCCCUAACACCUUCGUCUGUGGAAAUGGAAGGUGUAUACGGGAUUACCUUGUUGGAAAUGACGUGGACGACUGCUGGGAUAACAGUGACGAAAUAGUCCCGACGACGACCACACCCUACGUCACUAUGACGUCAUCGAUUCGUGAAACGUCACAAGCAGUCAACGCUAUCAAAACUAUGACGUCACAGAAAAUGAGGUCGUUUUACAAAUGCAAGAAUAACAAAACUAUUUCGUCCGAUCUUUUAUGUAACGGAAAUGACGAUUGUGGUGACGUAUCUGCUUCGGACGAAUGCGAAUGUACCGACACAAUUUAUUGUUUGACUUCAGGAAAAUGUACAAUCAAUGCGUCAACGUGUGAGGAAAACACGAAAAAGUGCGACCUUGACUCCGAGUUCAGGUGUUCUAAUGGCGAUUGUUUACCGAAGAACGUUCUAUGCGAUAAAGUGGUGAACUGUUCCGACAAAUCGGAUGAGACGGGCUGCAGUUACACGUAUUGUAGCAGCAACGGCAUAGAAAUCAGUGUUGACCAAAUCUGCAACGGGGUGAUGGAUUGCCCGGAUAACUCUGACGAAUGCGAAUGCGAUGGAAACNCUUUCAAGUGCAACAACGGGAAGUGCAUUCAGGCGUCGGAAAUUUGCACCGGAUAUGACGCAUGUGGUGACUGCAGUGCUGAACGUAAAUGCCAGAUCAACGAAAGUUCCGAAGUGGUCCACCCUGUUUUCAAUUGCGACGAUGGCAGUUGCAUACGUGAGUCCCUGCGUUGCCAAGAAAAGUCCUUCUGCUCGAACGGUGAAGACUUAUUUAACUGCCCUUCUACACCACCAACAACAACGAGUAGAAAUACUGUUGCACAGACGCCAGUGAGAGAAUCUGUACAUGGACUUAUGCAAACUACUGAUUCAUCCACACAAAGAACAGUUGCUGGCGAUGGUGGAUCUGCUAACACUGUUCGUUCUGUUAAUAUGGGUAUCUUUGUUGUUGCACAGGUCUGCCUUGCAUACUUAAUGGUGUCAUAGCAGCCUUAACGUGUUUGUGCGAUGCUUUUUUUACUGUUUAAAGAUAGUGUGUUCUGUGUUACUAGUAGCAAAUGUUAAAACCCAAGUCCAAAAAUAAUGUCUUGUACAUACAUCGUGUCGCUUUAAAUCUUUAUAUAUUUGCUUAGAAUCGUAUUGCAAACUAUGUAGCUUUCUGUGAUAUAUAAAUAUACUUUGUCGAUUUUCGGAACUUUUUGUCUUUCUGUAAAGUAUAGUACAAAUAAACGAGAAUUUUGUGCAGCGUU